GUUGCUACCAGAAGGGCAAGAGAGGUUUAAGAGAAGCGUGAGCUAGCCUCGCAUUCAAGGCUGCCAAGAGCGGCUCGCGAAAGCUGAAGUCAGAGACCCAUCCCACCGCCAGAGCCCCAUAAAGCGUCAAACCUUCCCCUAAAACUCCAAUCAUCUAGGGUGGAGAAAAGCCGAGGCGGAAAGCAAGGAUCUGACUAGAAAAGGCGACACAGAAACGAAGCUAAGACUACAGGAAAGAAGCCUAAGGUGAACAUGUCAAACCUUUUACGCCAGAGAAAGCAAAAGAAAUUAUCAUGUCUUUACAACAACCUGCAAUCUUCUGUAACAUGGUGUUUGAUUGGCCAGCACGACACUGGAAUGCUAAAUACCUUUCGGAGGUCCUUCAUGGCAAACGGAUACGAUUCAGAAUGGGGAUGAAAAGCAUGAGCACAGUUCCUCAGUUUGAAACUACAUGUAGUUAUGUAGAAGCUACACUCGAAGAGUUUCUGACCUGGAACUGUGACCAGUCUAGUAUUUCUGGACCAUUUAGAGAUUAUGACCAUUCCAAGUUCUGGGCUUAUGCUGACUAUAAAUAUUUUGUCAGUCUAUUUGAAGACAAGACAGAUAUUUUCCAGGAUGUGAAAUGGUCUGACUUCGGGUUUCCUGGAAGAAAUGGACAGGAAAGUACAUUGUGGAUUGGCUCCUUGGGAGCCCACACACCCUGUCAUCUGGACUCCUAUGGUUGUAACUUGGUAUUCCAGGUACAAGGAAGGAAACGAUGGCAUCUCUUUCCUCCUGAAGAUACUCCUUUCCUUUAUCCAACUAGAAUCCCUUAUGAAGAAUCUAGUGUGUUCAGUAAAAUCAAUGUUGUCAAUCCUGAUUUAAAGCGUUUUCCUCAGUUCCAGAAAGCUCAAAGACAUAUGGUUACACUGAGCCCAGGACAGGUUCUGUUUGUUCCCAGACACUGGUGGCAUUAUGUAGAAUCCAUUGAUCCUGUCACUGUCAGUAUAAACUCAUGGAUUGAACUGGAAGAGGAUCACCUGGCCCGGGUAGAAGAGGCAAUCACUCGUAUGCUUGUGUGUGCCCUGAAAACUGCAGAGAAUCCACAAAAUACCAGAGCCUGGUUAAACCCCACUGAGGUAGGCGGCUUCUGGUCUUCAUCAUGGCAGGUUGAGGAAACAUCCCAUGCAGUGAACUGUUGCUACUUAAAUGCAGCUGUUUCUGCAUUUUUUGAUCGUUGCAGAACAUCUAAGGUGGUAGAAAUCCAAGCACCGAGAACAGAUGGAGAGCGCAUGAAAAAGGAAGAAUUAAAUGUGUACAGCCACAUGGAGGUGGGCCAAACAGGUAGCCAGAACUUGACCACAGGAACAGGCAAACCGGAGGCAGCAAGUCCCUUUGGCCCUGAUCUGGUACCUGUGGCACAGAGGUCCGAAGAACCACCUUCAGAAAGAGGAGGCAUAUUUGGAAGUGAUGGGAAAGACUUUGUUGACAAGGAUGGAGAACACUUUGGAAAACUGCAUUGUGCCAAGAGACAACAAAUAAUGAACAGUGAAAAGGCAAUUAAGGAACAGAUUGCCUCAAAUGCUACUACGGCUCCUUCUCAAACAUUCAUUUCUACGGACGACUUGCUGGACUGCUUGGUGAAUCCACAAGUAACCAGGAUAGUGGCACAACUUUUGAUACAAGGAAGAACUUUGUGAUUCUAGUGGAAGAUGACUUUUAAAAUAAUAUUUUUUAAAUAUGUAUUUUUAAGUAGUGUGACUGUAAAAUAAAGAUGAACCAGCAAAAGGUCAGUUUGCACGUUUGUAAAUGUAUUUGUCCUUACCGAAUUACAUUUCAGUCUGUUGCCACCUUCUUUUUUUUUUUUUUUUUUUUUUUUUUUUAUUUAAGUUCUAGGGUACAUGUGCACAAUCUGUUGCCACCUUCUUUCAUGCAUAUUCCUCUUUGGCCAAACUGGCUGCUCUUUGUUUGUAAGCUUUUGUUCCUCCCUCAUCCCAUACUUUCAGCUUGUCUCAAAUGUAAGUCCCAAGUAUUUCCAGCAGGAAGUAAUGUCUUCCUCAGCCUCAACCAGGGACCAGCCUGCUGCUUACUUUUGCAAAUAAAGUUUUACUAGAACAC
Cercocebus atys (sooty mangabey) is the source of this 2097-nucleotide messenger RNA. It is a transcript of the gene HSPBAP1, whose product is annotated as HSPB (heat shock 27kDa) associated protein 1. The record is from RefSeq and is a predicted model, not a curated record. Bases 294 to 1679 code for a protein of 461 amino acids. The transcript is spliced from 8 exons. NCBI's taxonomy places the organism in Eukaryota, Metazoa, Chordata, Mammalia, Primates, Cercopithecidae. Gene Ontology annotation, molecular function: 2-oxoglutarate-dependent dioxygenase activity.